Chironomus riparius is the source of this 280-nucleotide messenger RNA. The record is from the annotation of a GenBank genome assembly. Lineage: Eukaryota; Metazoa; Arthropoda; Insecta; Diptera; Chironomidae.
AAGCAAUUUAAGCAUGGCAUUCGCAGCAGCUCGUAUGAUAUUGAAAGAUAAGCGACGAAAGUCGAAAGAAGAUUUUGCACCGCCGAGACAACGAAGCAAGGCAAACUCGAAAUAUUUACACGAACGUCGUACCUCGCGAUAUUAUACAUCAGAAUAUGGUGAUCCAAACUACGAUCGUUAUUAUGACGUAAGUUUCAAGCCUCUUUUUGGAAUGUCUAAAAUACUAGAACAGAAAAACUUAGUAGCGAAACAAAAAUUAAGACUUAAAGAAAGCAAAUAA